Molecule: messenger RNA, 1792 nt
Organism: Neurospora tetrasperma FGSC 2508
Lineage: Eukaryota; Fungi; Ascomycota; Sordariomycetes; Sordariales; Sordariaceae
Exons: 2
Coding region: 125-1531 (468 amino acids)
Biological process (GO): protein N-linked glycosylation
Cellular component (GO): Golgi membrane
Molecular function (GO): glycosyltransferase activity
Source: RefSeq, a predicted model, not a curated record
CCGUACAGUAGCUCCUCCUUUCCGGAUCCGAAUCCGCCGUCUCUUGUCCUUGACCUGUCCCUUGAGACUCUUCUCGUCGCAACAUGAUGAAGAGUCGGGUCAGCGCCUGUGCCAUUCUUCCGCCAUGAUUCUAAGCAAUUUCCAGGCCCAACGGCCCCUGAGGGUUAUCAGCAUCCUAGCCGUGCUUGGCUGUCUCUGGCUCUGGCUCAUUACUUUCCACAACUCCAGCUUCACCAGCGGUGCUAUAAGCUCCGAGGUGCCCCUCCACACUGCUCCCAACUCUGAGCCGCAACAACCAAAAACCAUCAACAAUGACGACCAGAAUGUCGACCACUCCCUUCCCGCCGGUUCCGGCCCCGAUGCUCCCACGGUCAACACGCCUCCGCCAGCUACGAACCAACCCGCCGAGCAUGAGAAACCACCGGUGAAAAAGACCUCUCGUGUGGCCAAGGUCACCGUCGCGGCUAACGCCCUCGACGUUGAUGUCAUCCAUCGCGCAAUGCAGACGCAUGAGCGCCAUAACCGCGAACAUGGCUACAAUCAUUACAUCGCCCAGAACCAGGCGGUCAGCAGCUUGAUUGAGAACGACCGCGCCGGCCGGCCCAAGGGCGCAUGGACCAAACCCGCCUAUCUGCUCUCAAUCAUAGUCGCAGAACUAGAGAAGCCCGAGGAGGAGAGGUUGAAGUGGGUUUUCUGGUUCGACGCCGACACGGUAGUCAUGAACCCUUACACCCCUUUAGAACUCUUCCUCCCACCUGAGAAUGCCAAGGGUCUGUCGAACGUCGACCUCAUCAUCUCAUCCAACUGGGACGGCCUCAACUCGGGUGUCUUUGCCUUCCGCGUGAGCCCGUGGUCUGCCUCCUUCCUUUCGGCCGUACUCGCCUACCCCAUCUACAACUCGGAGCGCAUGAAGACCGACCGGUUCCGCGACCAAAGCGCCUUCCAGUUUCUUCUCACCGACAAGGCCUCUCCUCUAGCGCAGACGCCCAUGGCUGGCCGGGAUCAUUGGGUUGACGUGCCGAUCCGCUGGUUCAACUCGCUGCCCGUGAACAAUGCUUUCUUCAAAAACGGCACCUGGCUCUUCGGCAAGCCCAUGGUGGAGGAGCAGUUUGACAAGGGAACAAACGAGGUCUACAACGACGGUCACGGCGGCAAGGUUCAGAAGUGGAAGGUGAUGCAGGGUGACAUGAUUGUGCACUUUGCGGGAACCUCGUACGUGCGCGACAGCUGGAUGGGGCCCUGGGUCACACGUGCCGAGCAGGAGCUUCCUGAGUGGGCCAACAAGACGACCAAGGACGUCCUGAAGGUUGAAGUCGACAAGUUCUGGAACGAGCAAAACAAGAAGCUGACCAAGGAAAGGGCCGCGUCGGCGAUCGAGGAGGAAAAGAAGAAGAAGGAACAGGAAAAGAAGGACAAAGAAGAGAAGGAGCGCAAGGAGAGGGAGAAAAAAGAGAGAGAGGCUAAGAAAAAGAAGGAGAAGGAGGAGCAGGAGCGGAAGGCCAAGGAGGAGGUACGCGUGGGUGGUCACUAAAGACAAGAUGCCCCAUCAAGCAAAGACGACAUGUCUUGUUUUUCGUAUAGUAGUCCAUGUUGCAUCUAAUCUUGCAUCUCUGGAAUUUUUGCUAUACAGGAAGCGGUCGUUGGAUGUCUACACACAUAUUGGACCCAGGUUUGCGCUUGGGCUGAUCCCAAUUGCCUGGCAACCUCACGGGAUGAUUUGUAACUCGUUUGUUUUUAACGGUACCCAAGUGAGUCUGAUAGAUUCAGGAUAAUGUUUAGUCUUGAUCAGCUU